ACGGGUCCACGCGCGUGUUUUUUUGUGGAUGGCAAUUGAUAAAAUGAUUGUUUUUGUAGUUGUUUUUUAUUGUUAUACUUUACCUUGAAGAAAAGUGCUUGUGAAUGGUUGCGAUAGGUGCGCCGUUCAGGUGGUGACGCUCGAUGACACUGGUGCGGCGUGGCCCUCGUCGGAUGCAACGGCGAGAAAAUGGCUUCGGUUGGGGCAGAAAAUGAAAGAAACUCUGAGAUUCAGCCCCACGCUUCCGCUGAAGAAGAUCGUACUGGACCUGUUUUUGCAAACGGGAAUGGAGCUGGAAAUGGACCCACUCCUAAUAAUUAUAUUCCUGGAAAAUCAAUGGGCGAUGCCUCUCAACAAGGCAGGGCAGUAGGACCAGGAAUGCAAAUUUUUGGAAUAGCUGGCCAGCCACCGCGGUACCUUUCCGCCGGCGGUGGGUACCCUCCGAGAAUGCUGCAGCAGUACCCAGGCUACGGUCCAUCUGUCCCAGGCAGCAUGGGCUACAUGUAUCAGCACCAGCAGCUGGCAGCCGAGGGGAAGCCGGGGGGCCCACCUCUGAGGCACCACCCUUACGCUGGUGCUCCAGGCGUGCCCCGACCUCAGGCCGCUCCGGGCCACGGAUACCCGCCGGGGCCGUGGGACCAGCACCGUCCUCCGCCGGCCGGGUACAGUGCCGCGGCGCGGCCCCGGUCGCCGCAGCUGGCGCCGCCGACAGCCGGCCAGCUGGCGGCGCACCGACCGCUGCCGGCCCGCUCUCCGCAGCAGCCGCAGUCCCCGCAGCACCUGCAGCCGCGCUCCCCGUACCAGCCGCCGCCGCCGGCCCGGUCUCCGCACCAGCAGCUGCAGCAGCCGCAGUCGCCCCAUCACCAGCUGCAGCAGCAGCAGCAGCCCCAGUCGCCUCACCAGCAGCUGCAGCAACAGCAUCAGCAGCCGCCGUCUUCUCCGCAGCAGCUGCAGCAGCAUCCCCCUCAAUCCCCGCACCAGCACCUGCAGCAGCAGCAGCAGCCUGCUCCUGCGCAGUCGCCUCAUCAGCACCAGCCGCCUCCGUCCCCACACCAGGAUUUGAGACAGCCGAGACCGCCGCGGUCGCCGCAGCAGCAGCAGCAGCUGCAGCAUCUUCAGCAACAGCAGCAACAUCAGCAGCAGCUGCGACCCCCGCAGUCGCCGCAGCAGCAACAAUUGCGACCGCCGCAGUCACCCCAGCAGCAGCUGCGACCUCCGCAAUCACCCCAGCAGCAGCUGCGACCGCCGCAGUCGCCGCAGCAGCAAUUGCGGCCGCCGCAGUCGCCGCAGCAGCAGCAGCGGCAGCAGCCGGUGCCGUCUCCGCAGUCUCAGCAGCCGGGCUCUCGACCCUCCAGCCGGCAGUCGGCCGCAGACAACCUGGAGCAGACGGCAGCAGAGUCGGCGGCGACGCUGCCCGAGCACGAGUCCUCUCCCCCGGGCGGACGGUCCGCCGCAGCGGCUGCUGCUGCAGCUGCAGCCACGGCCGCCGCCGCCGCCGGCCGACCGACACCCAUGUCACCGGCAGGAGGCCAGCCGGUAGUGGGCGUGCCCCCUCGGCCGUCUGCUCGGCCCGACCCGUCACAACGCCUGGCACCGAUGCCAUAUGUGCCUCCAGCGGCCGGCAAACCGGGGUAUAUGCCGCACCCGGGAUACCGGGCACCGGGUCCGGACCCCGGAUACCGACCGGCCGGACCCGAGCAACCCUACCGACCGCCGGGACACGACCCCGCCUACAGGCCGGGCCAGGAUCCCGGAUACCGACCCGGACAGGAUCCUAACUACAGGCCGCCCGGGUCAGGCCCGGAUCCCAACUACCGACCGCCCGGGUCCGCUCAGGAUCCAAACUACAGGCCACCUGGUUCCGGCCCGGAUCCCAACUAUCGGCCGCCUGGGUCCGCUCAGGAUCCUAACUACCGACCGCCAGGAUCCGGGCAGGAUCCAAGCUACCGCCCGCCUGGAUCUGCGCAGGAUCCCAACUACCGUCCUCCGGGAUCCGAAGGCCAGGGUCCGCCGCCGCCGCCGCCCGGAGCGACACCCAUGCCUUACGGAGGUCACGCCGGGAUGUACGGGUCGCCGUACGGGCGUCCGGCCCCGGCGCCUCCGCCGGGAGCCCAGCACUACCCCAGCUAUCCGGGCCAACAGCCGUGGCCGGCGGGCGCCGCGCCGCCGUCCGCCGUCGGAAAGCCGGCGCCUGGCUCGCCGCUCUCGACGCACUACCUGCGCCACCAGAUAUCACAGAAGCUGCAGUACGGGCCCGGGCAGCCGCCGCGGCCUACCUCCCAGGGCAGUGACAGCGGCGGCGGGGGCGGAGAGGCGCCCGCUCCGCCGCCCCCGCCCCCGCCCGGCCCGGCUCUGAUGGGCCCUGACGGGACACCGCUGGACGAGGGCUCGCAGCACAGCACGCUGUCCAACGCUAGCGCCAACUCUGAGGAGGCGUGUCGGUCACCGCGGCGGGACGGCAUCGGCCAGGCGCCGCCGCCGCCCCCCUCCGGCCUCACGUUCCCGGGGCCGGGCCAGCGUCCGCCGUCAGUGCUGGGACAGGAGGAGGACCCCGCGGCGGCCGCCAGUCCGGGGGGUCCGCCGGCCGGGCCGCCAGGGCCGACCGCCGCAUCGUGGACCAGGUCACCGGGAUCGGCUUCCAGCGAUGCGCCGCCGAAGGAAACGUUCACUCCAUCGUCAAAGAAGGCAGAGAGUCUGGGCCGACUGUUUGAGAUGGACGAUUCGCCGGGCCGGCGGGAGUGGGUCAGCCGUCUGCUAUCCUUCAUGGAGGAGCGCGGCACGCCCAUACUGCAGUGCCCCACCGUCUCCAAACAGCCGCUGGACCUGUUCAAGCUGUAUCACUUCACCAAGGAGCGCGGCGGGUUUGUGGAGGUGACUACCAACAAGACGUGGAAGGACGUGGCCACUGUGAUGGGAAUCGGCGGCAGCUCGAGCGGCGCCUACACGCUCCGCAAACACUACAUGAAGCACCUGCUAGCGUUCGAGUGUCGCUUCGACCGCGGCGGCGCCGACCCCGCGCCCAUCAUCGCCAAGUUCGAGACCAAGAGCUCCAAAAAGGCCAAGCGCGCCUCGUCGCCCGGUCCCCAGGACAGUUUCUCCAACUCUGGGUCCUUGGACGGUUUCCCGGGCGGCUAUCCUCCCGGCUACCCGCGGCCCGAGUUCAACGGCAACGGACCAGCUGUACCGGGGCAGGGUUACCCUGGCCACGGCUACCCCGGCCAGCAGCCGCCUCAGCCCGGGUACGGACAGUACAUGCCGGGAGGCCCGCCGCGGCCUCCGGGCGCCCCGCCUCCGGGCCAGGAGUACCCGCCACACUCCCAGCACGGGCAGCACCCCCAGCAGCAUCCGCAGCAGCAUCCGCAACAUCCACAGCAGCAGCAGCAGCAGUAUAUGCAACAGUACCCCAACAGGAGUUACCCGGGCGGCGCGCCUCCGGCCGGCCCGCCUGGCGCCGAGUACCGGUACCCCGGGCCUCCUCCGGGACCGACUACCUACGGCGCGCCGCCGCGGCCGCCGCACUACCCGGGGGGCGGCCCGGCGGCUCGGCCGGGCGUCAGUGCCGCCCCGCAGUCUCAGCUGGCCAAGCAGCUGUCGGCUCCUCCCGGCCAAAGCGUGCGACCCCCGCCGCCGAUGAUGGGCGCUGUGUCGAAACCGACGGGCGCCGCGUCGUCUCCGACGCUGUGUCGUCAGCUGGCGGCGCCGCCGGCCGCGCUCGUCUCCCCGGCCGCCCAGCAGCUGGGCGUCGCCCGGCACGGCGUUGUGAGUGAGGGUCUGAUGGGCAGGGGAAGAAACCGCUGGGAGACUUUGCAGGAGAGGAAUCCGGAGAUGAAGCGAUAUUUAACAUGGGAUUGUCUCUAG
This is a messenger RNA of Amphibalanus amphitrite, 3858 nucleotides long. RefSeq names its product trithorax group protein osa-like. The record is from RefSeq and is a predicted model, not a curated record. Gene Ontology annotation, cellular component: nBAF complex; nucleoplasm; brahma complex. Gene Ontology annotation, molecular function: nucleosome binding; DNA binding. The coding region runs from base 190 to 3858 and encodes 1222 amino acids. NCBI's taxonomy places the organism in Eukaryota, Metazoa, Arthropoda, Thecostraca, Balanomorpha, Balanidae. Gene Ontology annotation, biological process: positive regulation of DNA-templated transcription; chromatin remodeling; regulation of transcription by RNA polymerase II. The transcript is spliced from 15 exons.